This is a messenger RNA of Sorex araneus (European shrew), 3857 nucleotides long. RefSeq names its product zinc finger protein 345-like. The record is from RefSeq and is a predicted model, not a curated record. The transcript has 6 exons. Bases 157 to 2310 code for a protein of 717 amino acids. Gene Ontology annotation, biological process: regulation of DNA-templated transcription. NCBI's taxonomy places the organism in Eukaryota, Metazoa, Chordata, Mammalia, Eulipotyphla, Soricidae.
GCCGCCCCGCGGCGCAGUCGCAAACCUCUCUCCUUGCCCGCCCGCCCGCCCCCUGCCAGCCCCUUCGUCCGAGCAGCUCAGCUGGAAAAGAGCUGUGGGCGCCGGUCUUCACACGGAGCCUCGCUGCUGAUCCCCAGGAAUAACAGGCUGGAGAAGAUGGUGACGCACCGUCUGACAUACAAUCCCCAGGAUGCGGUGACCUUCCCUGAUGUGGCCGUGACCUUCACCCCGGAGGAGUGGCUGUGCCUGGACGCCUCUCAGAGGAAACUCUAUAGGGAUGUGAUGCUGGAGACCUACGAGCACCUGCGGGCCGUCGGGCAUUCUGGGGUGAAGCCUGCGGUGAUCUCCUGGCUGGAAGGAGGAGCCCUGAGUUCGGGGAGGAGAGGCGUGUGUGCAGAACGCACUCCACACUUUCAGGAUUUGGCAUUUCAGCAGUUUGAUUUGGGGACGAGAUCGCCGAUUACAAGAGAGCUGGGAAGCGGUCGGCCCUGGUGGAAUGUGUGUGAUCGCGUGCAAUGGGAGCAAGUCUCCAGUGAGCAGUCGUGCCUUGGUUUCAGUGGGAAUGUCGAGACAGGCAGGAUCUUUCCUGAGGGUGAUGGGAACGGAGAGAGCGCCCUCGCUCCGAAGAUGACCUUCCCUGGGAUAAGCUUCUCGGAGUCUGUUCUGCUCAGUCACUGGACUCAAACCCCCCUGAUGGGGCAGCCCCUGGACUGCGGGAGAGGAGCACUGUUUAUGGUGAGUCCUUCACACCUACAGGCCCAUAAGCAAAGUCACCAUGGAUUGAACCCGUCCAAGUGUAAGGAAUGUGGGGGAGCCUUCCCGUGUCCUUGGCACCGCGAUGCUCCCUUAGAAACCCACAGUGGACAGUAUCCCCAAGAAUGUCAGCAGGGAGGACAAACGUUGAGUCAAGGGCCACCCGAGAUCGACGUCACGGACAUCCACAUCCGAAAGAAACCCUAUAUGUGUGAGGAGUGCGGGAAGCCCUUCAUUUACGCCGCAAGCCUUAUUAAACACAGGAAAAUCCAUACUGGAGAGAAACCUUACGUGUGUGUGGACUGCGGGAAGGCCUUUCCUUACUCCUCAGGCCUUAACAUCCACAGGAAGAUCCAUACCCGCGAGAAGCCCCACGUGUGCGGCGACUGCGGGAAGGCCUUCAGCCUGACCUCCAGCCUGACGAUCCACAGGCGGAUUCACACCGGGGAGAAUCCUUUCGUCUGCCAGGAGUGCGGGAAGGCCUUCAUCCGCUCCUCCAACCUCACCACCCACAAGCGGAUCCACAGCGGCGAGUACCCGUUCAUCUGCAAGGAGUGCGGGAAGACCUUCACCUACUACUCGAAGCUGCUCUCCCACGGGAGAAGUCACACCGGGGAGAGACGGUACAUGUGUCCAGACUGUGGGAAGGCCUUCGUGGACAAAUCGUACCUGUCGAAGCACCGGCGGAUCCACACCGGGGAGCGGCCUUACGUGUGCGGGGAGUGCGGGAAGGCCUUCAUGCAGAAAGCCUACCUGUCCAAGCACCAGCGCAUCCACACCGGGGAGCGGCCGCACGCCUGUGGCGAAUGCGGGAAGGCCUUCGUCUCCUCCUCGGACCUGGCCCGACACCGGCGGACGCACACGGGUGAGAAACGCUUCGUGUGCCAGGACUGCGGGCGGGCCUUCCUGGAGAAGUCCACGCUCGCCAAGCACCGGCGGAUCCACACCGGGGAGCGGCCGUACGUGUGCAAGGACUGCGGCAAGGCCUUCACCCGCGCCUCCAUCCUCAGCAUCCACACACGGAUCCACACGGGCAAGAAGCCCCACGCCUGCCAGGACUGCGGCAAGGCCUUCAGCUACUCCCUCUCGCUCCUGGCGCACCGGCGGCUCCACACGGGCGAGAAGCCCUACAAAUGCAAGGAGUGUGGCAAGGCCUUCGGGUCCUCCUCGGACCUCUCGCGCCACGCGAGGAUCCACACGGGCGAGAAGCGCUACGUGUGCCCGGACUGCGGGCGGGCCUUCAUGGAGAAAUCCUACCUGUCCCGCCACAGGCGGACUCACACCGGGGAGCGGCCGUACGUGUGCAAGGAGUGCGGCAAGGCCUUCUCGCGCGCCUCCAUCCUGAGCAUCCACACGCGCAUCCACACGGGCAAGAAGCCCCACGCCUGCCAGGACUGCGGCAAGGCCUUCACUCACUCCUUUUCCCUGACCUCCCACCGGAGGCUGCACACGGGCGAGAAACCUUACUCGUGUAAGGAAUGCGGGAAGAUGUUCACCAACUCCUCCAGCCUCCGGAUGCACCGGAGGCUGCACCGGAGAGAAACCUCGUAUAUGUAGGAACUGCGGGGAAGGCCAUUCGCUCGACGUCACAGCUUCCUUUCUCCGUCCACUUCACUCGAGCAGGUCUUUACAUUGCAGACAAAUGUAUUUGGGUGGGUUUUUUUGGGGGGGAGGGGGGUGUUUUUGUUUUUGACUUUUUGGGUCACAUCUGGUGGCUCUGCACUCAGGAAUGACUCCUGGUGGUGCUCGGCAAUGCCAGAUAGAACCUAGGUUGGCCACGCUCGAGGCAAACGCCCCGUCCACUGUGCUAGUGCUCUGGCCCCUGGACACCGGGAGUAAGGGUUGUGGCCACGCCUCUGCUCCAUUCUCACUCACUUCCCGCAGAAGUGUCCGCACAGGUGCUAAUCACAGAUGCGUGUUGGGAAUGGGGAAGGACUUGUGCUGUCCGCUCGACCCUUACUGUAUGUACAUGGGAGAGCUCACAUAGGAAGGAGGCCGCAUGUUUGUCCGGAAUGUGGAAAGGCCUUUCUAAACACAAUUUACACGGGAGAGAAACCUCGCCUGUGUCAGGAGAGUGGGGAGACCUUCGACAUGUAUGAAAUGUGGGGAGGGUGCAUAUGCUGCCUGCGCCCCUGUGCUGCUUGUGCCCACGUGGCUGGGCACAUGUGGUGCCCGCAUCCCCCCCUGUUGAGAUGGGGAUUUUCAUAUCUAAUGUUGGGAUGUGUGUCGGGGCUUCUCCGCCUUUGGAGAAGCCCGUGUUCUCUCGAGCACAUCUCUCUCUCACUUGCUCUCCUUUCUUCUCCUUCCCUUCCCCAAACCUCUAAAUAAAAUCCAUUUUUCACUUAAAAAAAAAAUGUGGGGGGCCUCCUCUCAACCCACAGACCAUAUGGAGGCACAGGCUGUGUUGAGAAUGGUUCUGUCUUUAAUAGUCACCGGAAGAGUCACACUGGGGAGAGACCCCAACACAGGUUCCCCAUGCGGGGAGUCCCCUAGGAGCUUCCAGAGUACAGAUACGAGGGCCUGAGGCCUGGCCACCAGACGGUGUCAGGUCAGCCCCCUGAUGGACUCUCCAAGGUCAGAACAGUCCUGGGGAGGGGGGUGAUGAGGGGAGGCGGUCAAACAGCAAAGACACUGAUCCCCCUGGUGGCAGCCACACCAGUGUCUCAGCCUUUGGGCUUCACCUGUGUGUGAAAUUUUAUUAUUAUUAUUAUUAUUAUUAUUAUUUUUUUUUUUUUGCUUUUUUGGGGGGGUCACACCCGGCGAUGCACAGGGGGUACUCCUGGCUCUGCACUCAGGAAUUAUUCCUGACGGUGCUCAGGGGACCAUGUGGGAUGUUGGGAAUCGAACCCUGGCCGGACGCAUGCAAGGCAAACGCCCUACCCGCUAUGCACAAGUCCAGCCCCUUUGUAUGAACUUUAAAGAAUGGGCACUCCUGGGACGGGCAGCCUCUGACACGGGUGGAGGGUAGGGGAUACUGGUGACGGGUUGGGUGCUAGAAUAUUAUGCUUGUAUGCUUGGAAAUCAAUCAUGAGUAACUUUUUUACCUUAAUAAUCCAAUAAAAGUAUUUCUUAAAUUAUUGUGAACAACUUUAUAAAAAUAAAAU